GCCUGCGUGGUGAUGUCAUGCAGCAGAGUGGUGCUGAAGCUGAGCUGCAGAGCUUCAGAGAGCAGAGACGACCAGCAUCACUGCAGGGAACAGACUCUACCUCACCACAGUGUCUUUGACAGGAAACAGCAGCAGAAUGACUCUAGCAGCGUACAGGGAGAAGAUGAGAGAGCUCCCUCUGGUGUCUCUCUUCUGCUCAUGCAUCCUCCCCCGAAUCAGAGACCCCCUCGCCGACAAGAAGGAAGCGGGCGUGGUCGACUUGAACCUGUGCAACAUCCGGGACAUGGAGGUGAUCGAGCUGAGCAAGCGGACGAGCGGCCAGGCCUUCGAGGUCAUCCUGAGGCCGCCCACCUUCGACGGCGGCCCCGAGCUGAGGGCCACAACGCCGCCUCGCCAGAAACCCUCGCUGGAGGAGAUCCAGAAGAAACUGGACGCCGCCCAGGAGAGGAGGAAGUGUCACGAGGCAGAGCUGCUGAAGCACCUGGCCGAGAGGAGGGAGCACGAGCGUGAAGUCGCUCAGAAAGCUCUGACCAAAGAGCGUCAGGAGCACCGGGCCGACGCCUUCAAGGAGCAGCGGCAGAUGCACCUGAACGCAUCGCAGGAGCGACUGCAGGAGGAGGACAAGCACAGUGUGGAGGUGUCUUGACGGCCUGAUCACAACACAAGCUGAAAUCAAUUUGGAAGCCAUUUCCGAGGGCGGAUGAUCUGAGGACUGAUGAGCCGGCAACCCGGCGCUGCUCCAACCGGGAGUCCGACCAGGAAGACACUCAAAUAAAGAGAGUCAGAGAAGAAGGAAAAAGAGGAGGAGGACUGAGAGCCGGACCUCCUCUGUACAACCAGGACUCUUCUUAACGAGAUAGACUCUUUAUAACGAGAAUCGCUUCUCAAGGACGCUGCAUCUUCAUCAUUAGAUGGCUUUCACUGUGCCGACGGUGCCAAUGUGUUCAUGUGUGAUUGUGUACGUACCAAGGAAUAUUCGGAAAAGGAAAUUGGACCGUGACCCGAAGGAAAUGUCACUGAAAAAGGAACUGAGUCCAGAAAAGAGCCGAGAGGAUUGGAUAUGGUGGAAUCUGCUAUCUGGAUGUACUACUAAUCUGAGUCUAACAGCUCCAUCUGCUGCAGAGUCUAGAUACUUACAGUUAUUGUAAAACAGAAGCAUAACAGCAGAGUUGUAAGGGGCUCUGCAGUGAUAUCUAGUGGCAGAUAAAGGAACUUAAAAUUAGUCAAGGCCGUGUUCAAACACAGGCCGGAGAAAGCAAAUACCAAUACUUGACUUCGAUUAGACCAAAGACUGACUGAUACUCAGAGGUCAAAAAGAUGGCAAGGAUGAGGGAAAAGACCGUGAAACCACGAACCCAACUCAGAUCAAUGUGGAUCAAAACACUCCCUGAGACAAGUGUGAGUCGGAGAGAUCAUUAGAGUCCGGUUAAAAACACCCCAUAAAAGUCAGAGGAGUUACAACGCUUACAAAAUCCAGGCAUGAAACAGAGACAAGUGAAAGUGAAAAUAUCGAUUAUACCCAGAGGAGUCUCACAGGGCAGCCUGGUCUCCUACAAAUCACGUUCCUAUACAACAAAACAGCACUGUCAAUUAUCUUUGAACCAGAGUCCGUAUAAUGACCAAACCCAAACACAACUUUGACCCGUGCCAUGGUAACCAAAAUGUGACCAUAAUAGGAGACGUUGUAGGAGACCCAGGUUGGGCCGUGACGAGUCCCAGACGAGUGAUUAAUUACACACAAAAAACAAGAUUAGACCCGAGUAUCGAUCUCCUUUCACACCACCAACGCUUUGCUUUAUUUUCAAAUGAAUUAUUAUAUUAUAUUUCUGAAUAUCAAGACCCUGUAUUAAAAUAAGCAUGCUAACAUCGAUGCUACCAUUUGAUGCUACAUGUCAACCCCCUACUGGUAUCAGAUAACUGUCAAGUGUUUACAGCGUGUGUGUGUGUGUGUGUGUGUGUGUGUGUGUGUGUGUGUGUGUGUGUGUGUGUUUCACUGGCUAUGUUGGAGUAAUGAUGAUGAUGAUGAUGACGACGAUGAUAAAUAUUGUACAGAAAUCACAUUAUAUUUUAAAUCCAGGAAUAAAUCGAUGACUCUUUA
Eleginops maclovinus (Patagonian blennie) is the source of this 2098-nucleotide messenger RNA. RefSeq names its product stathmin-4-like. Gene Ontology annotation, cellular component: neuron projection; cytoplasm. The transcript has 7 exons. Bases 137 to 646 code for a protein of 169 amino acids. Lineage: Eukaryota; Metazoa; Chordata; Actinopteri; Perciformes; Eleginopidae. The record is from RefSeq and is a predicted model, not a curated record. Gene Ontology annotation, biological process: regulation of microtubule polymerization or depolymerization; microtubule depolymerization; neuron projection development. Gene Ontology annotation, molecular function: tubulin binding.